Monodelphis domestica (gray short-tailed opossum) is the source of this 5000-nucleotide messenger RNA. The record is from RefSeq and is a predicted model, not a curated record. Lineage: Eukaryota; Metazoa; Chordata; Mammalia; Didelphimorphia; Didelphidae.
AUGCCGUACAUCCUCACAUGGCAAUCCCUAGCCCAAGAUCCCCCGCCUUGGCUCCAGCCCUACACGGACCUGGUUCAGGCCUUGGCACUCACCCUAGACCAACGAGCCGCCGCCACCUCUGGAGGCAAACAGCCGGACCCCUCGGCACCCCCUGUCCUCCCAGCCCCUGAAGAACCUCUGUUGGAUCUUCCCCUACCACCUCCCUAUAAUCCACCGGCCCCCUUUUUACCCCAUCCCCCAGGGGAAGCCCAAGCACUACCCCUGGGACCAACCUCUCCUCCCCCAGCCCACCGGACAAGGGGGCGCACCCCCCCGCAGGAGGGAGCCGCCCAACCAUCCUCCACGGUGGCCCUCCCUGUCCGGGCGGUGGGGCCCAUGGUCCCGGGAGGACCAUUAAUGCACCAAUACUGGCCCUUCACCUCCUCUGACUUAUAUAAUUGGAAACAUCAGAACCCCCCUUUCUCGGAACACCCUCAGAAACUUAUAGACCUCUUGGAGUCUGUCUUCUUAACCCACAGCCCCACCUGGGAUGACUGUCAGCAGCUCCUUCGCACCCUUUUUACCGGCGAGGAGCGCGACAGAAUCCUAGUAGAGGGGCGUAAGCUGAUUUUGGGAGACGACGGCCGCCCCACCACUGACAACGCGCGGCUUGAGGCCGCCUUCCCCUCUAACCGGCCUGACUGGGACUUCUCCACGGAACAAGGUAGGGAGCGUCUUCAGUCCUAUCGCCAGAAUCUCCUAGCGGGCCUCCGUGCAGCAGCACGAAAGCCUACUAAUCUGACCAAAAUUGGGGCAGUUAGACAAGGGCCAGAGGAGACCCCGGCAGCCUUUCUAGAACGCUUGCAGAACGCCUUCCGGAUCUACUCCCCCAUGGAUCCCGCCGCCCCCAGCAAUCAAACCGCCAUUUUGCUAGCCUUCGUUAACCAGUCUGCUCCAGACAUCCGGAAAAAGCUGCAAAGGGUGGAUGCCUUCACAGCACAAUCCCUGGAGGAGCUCUUAAAGGUGGCAGAAAAGGUCUAUAACUCUAGGGAAUCCCCCGAAGAGAGGGCAGAACGGCUCAGGCAGGAAGAUUUACUUAGGCAAGACCAGAAACUCUCUGAGCAACGCUCCAGAGAAGACCGAGCACAUAGACAAAUGCUUAGGGCCCAACAAGAUGCCACCCGCAUAUUGGCAGCAGUCCUUCAGCCCCCACCAACCCGGGCAAACACCACCUCAGGGAAAUCUUGCUAUUUCUGUGGGAGGCCAGGUCACUGGCAACGUGAGUGCCCUCAGAAAGUCUCCGGCACCAGGGGACGGCAGAGAAGGCCCCCACCUACGAACAACCGAUCUGUAGACACGGGGGCAGAACACUCAGUUCUCAAACAGGCCUUUGGGGAUGUAACCUCCAAGUACUCCGUGGUUCAAGGGGUAGCCGGCUCUCGCCCCUACCCCUGGACCACGGAACGAACAGUGGACCUUGGUUCCCACACCGUCUCCCAUCCCUUUCUGGUCGUCCCUGAUAGCCCCGCACCCCUUCUAGGCCGGGACCUCCUACACAAACUCGGCGCCUGUAUACACUUCCACCAGGACUCAGUAUCAGUCACAGAUGCCGAAGGGACUCCCCUCACUAUCCUUACAAUGGCCCUCCAAGAUGAGCACCGCCUUUUCUCUGCCCCUACCUCGAAAGACAUUCCUCCACACAUCAGACCCUGGGUAGAGGCCUACCCAGGAGUGUGGGCAGAGGUUUCCGGUGUGGGGCUAGCAAUCCACCACGCCCCGGUAGUAAUCCCCUUGAAGGCCGGGUCUGCACCAGUACGGGUUAAGCAGUAUCCCAUGCCGCUAGCAGCACGACAGGGCAUCCAACCACAUAUUGAAAGACUUAUGAAAACCGGGAUACUUAUUCCCUGUAAGUCCCUAUGGAAUACCCCUCUCCUGCCAGUCAGGAAACCUGGAUCCGGGGACUAUCGCCCAGUCCAGGACCUUCGAGAGGUCAACAAACGAGUGGAAGACAUCCACCCGACUGUCCCCAACCCCUACACCCUACUCAGCAACCUACACCCCUCACUCGCCUGGUAUACCACUCUGGACUUGAAGGAUGCCUUUUUCACACUGCCCCUGGCCCCUGUAAGCCAACCCAUUUUUGCCUUUGAGUGGCGCUCGCCAACCUCCCAGGUCGUCUCACAGAUGACCUGGACCAGGCUCCCCCAGGGACUGAAACUCAGCCCAACACUCUUCAGCGACGCACUAGCGCGCGAUCUGGAAGAAUUCCGCUCCAGCCAUCCGGACGUGACCCUCCUGCAGUACGUGGAUGAUCUCCUCAUUGCAUCACCAUCCAAAGAGCAAUGUAAAGAAGCCACCCGUGCGCUCUUGCAGUGCCUCCAGGAUGCCGGAUACCGGGUCAGUGCCAAGAAAGCCCACAUAGCGCGGACUGAGGUAACGUUUCUGGGGUACCGCCUCAAGGGGGGCUUCCGGUGGCUCACACCAGCAAUGACCCAAUCUAUUCUGGCAAUCCCAACCCCCUCCUCUCCAAGGAAAUUCCGGGAAUUCCUCGGCACGGUAGGAUAUUGCCGCCUAUGGGUUCCCGACUUUGCCACCAUAGCGAACCCCCUCUACCAGGCUGCUAGGGAAUCCAGAGAAUGGACCUGGACACCAGAAAUGGACUCCGCCUUUCGGAAGCUCCGAACGGCCAUGCUGAAGGCACCAGCCUUAGCCUUACCCGACCCUGAGAAGCCCUUCCUCCUCUUUGUGGAUGAAAGGCAAGGGGUGGCCAAGGGAGUCCUCACCCAGAGGCUAGGACCAUGGGACAGGCCGGUCGCUUACUUGUCCAAAAAGAUGGACCCGGUUGCGUCAGGGUGGCCAGCGUGCCUCCGCAUAAUUGCGGCAGUUGCCUUACUGGUCAAAGACGCAGACAAGCUGACCCACGGCCAGGCACUGACGGUAGCCACGACCCACGCCAUAGAAACGGUCCUACGACAGCCUCCGGUCAGAUGGCCCUCCCAUUCCAGACUCACCCAUUACCAGUCCCUGCUUCUCAAUGAACCCCAAAUCACCUUCAAGGUUACAACAGCCUUAAACCCAGCCACCCUGCUACCCUCGGGGGAGCAACUAAGCCUCCACUCCUGUCAGGAGAUACUGGUGGAGGCAAUCUCGGCCAGGCCAGACCUCAAGGAUACACCAUUACCCAACCCAGAACUUGUUUAUUUUACUGAUGGGAGCAGCUUCAUCACUCCCUCCGGGGCCAGGGUAGCAGGGGCAGCAGUAGUCAAUGAUGAAGGAAUCGUUGUUUGGGCGGCCAAGCUCCCGGAAGGGACGUCAGCUCAGCGAGCCGAACUUCUCGCCUUAGAAGCAGCCCUACGAGCGGCAAGAGGGAAACGUGUAAACAUUUACACAGACAGCCGCUAUGCAUUUGCCACCUUGCACGUUCAUGCCCCCAUUUACCACGAGAGGGGAUACGUAACAUCCACCGGGAAACCGAUAGCACACCUACGUAACAUCCAGGAACUGUUAGGGGCUGUGUGGGAACCCCGCCAGGUCUCCGUUAUACACACACCAGGCCAUCAGAAGGGGGACUCCCACCCGGCGCUGGGAAAUAGAUGGGCGGAUGAAGCCGCCAGGAAGGCAGCAAUCCAAGCCCCAAUGCCCUCAGUCCUCACCCUAACCGCAUCCCUUGAUGACCUCCCGGUCCCGACCCCUCCCUCAGAACCGGCCCCGUACUCAGAGGAAGACCGGAUAUGGGUAGGGAAACAAGAGGGAGCAGCUCCAAGGGACCACGAGACAUACUCCCGAGACAGGGAGGGCAACCUCCUCCUGCCCCACUCGGCAGGCUGCCUGUUGGCUACCCACCUCCACUGCCUCACCCACUUAGGACACCGCAACCUCCGGGAGCUUCUGCGCAAGGGGCGGAUAAGGUUCCGCGGAAUGGACUCCUUCCUUGAGGAACUUGCCCGCAAUUGUACCACCUGCCAGCUUGUACAGCCUGGGAAACCGACCCCGGCCCCAGGAACCCGCCUGCGAGGAACGCGACCCUGCGAGCACUGGGAGCUCGACUUUACAGAGGUAAAACCAGGAAAAUUCGGGUACCGGUACCUCCUCGUCAUGAUCGACACCUUCACAGGGUGGCCGGAAGCCUUCCCUACAAAAACUGAAACCGCCCAGGUAGUGGCCAAACACUUCUUAGAAGACAUCAUCCCCAGGUAUGGGUUACCCGCUUCCCUAGGAUCGGACAACGGUCCGGCCUUUGUUAGCCGAACCAUUCAGCUUUUGGCGAAAGGCUUGGGGGUAAAUUGGAAAUUGCAUUGCGAGUAUAGACCCCAAAGUUCAGGGCAAGUGGAGAGAAUGAAUCGGACCCUAAAAGAGUUUCUUACUAAACUCACUUGGGAGACUGGCCGGGACUGGGUGACCCUCCUUCCCUUGGCCCUUUUUAAAACCUGUAAUACACCAGGCCCCCUAUCCCUCACCCCUUACGAAAUCCUUUAUGGCUCCCUACCCCCGAUACUCCCCUCCACACCGUCCCCGGAGAAGACACCUCCCCACCUUCGAGAUUUUAUUCUCUCCCUGUCUCAGAUACAUCAGGACCUGUGGCCACGUCUUCGCGCCAGGUUCCAGCCACCCCCUGCUGAGCCACACAACCUCCAGCCAGGCGACUGGGUGCUGGUCAAGAGACAUCGGAAGGAAACUCUCCAACCCAGGUGGAAAGGACCGUAUGUGAUCUUGCUGACUACCCCCUCAGCUAUCAAGGUGGACGGGAUAGGCCCCUGGAUCCACCACUCGCACGCUCGACCCACCGCAGCACCUAACCCGGAGUGGCAAGCCAAGAUCCACCCCCACAACCCUCUGAAGCUGACGCUUAGCCGAAUCUAAUGGCUGGGAGGCCCUACCUCCUCUCGUUAACCCUAGCUCUCCUCCUCCGUAACAUUGCAUUCACCUCCCCAUCUCUGAUGCAAUGCCCAGAGGGAUACACUUUCAUACGCAGUCGAGACCAAGGCUCCAGUUGCGUUUUGUGGUGCAGCAUCCGGAACUCC